Rhincodon typus (whale shark) is the source of this 1912-nucleotide messenger RNA. RefSeq names its product alpha-1,4-N-acetylglucosaminyltransferase-like. The record is from RefSeq and is a predicted model, not a curated record. NCBI's taxonomy places the organism in Eukaryota, Metazoa, Chordata, Chondrichthyes, Orectolobiformes, Rhincodontidae. Gene Ontology annotation, biological process: protein O-linked glycosylation. Gene Ontology annotation, molecular function: acetylglucosaminyltransferase activity. The transcript is spliced from 2 exons. Bases 1 to 747 code for a protein of 248 amino acids.
AUGGUGAAGAGGAGGCGACAGGAGCCUGUGAACUGGAAAUUGUUAAAGCAUCAGAAGAAUUACGGAUGGAAGUGGGAAGAGACUGGACAAGGGGAGAAAAAAAUCGAGUCAAGAACCUUUGCUCUGUUCCAGGUAGAUCCCAGUAAGGAAAGACAUUGGCUGCAUGUGCUCGCAGAUGGCUGUCGGCUUGCCUUGCUGUGGAAGUAUGGGGGCAUCUAUCUGGACACGGAUAUCAUUUCACUCAAACCCUUGAAGUUCCAAAACUUCCUCUGUGAACAAUCAAGUAAUUACGCUAAUAAUGCAGCUUUGGGAUUUAACCGCUCUCAUUCUUUUGUCAAGAUGUGCUUAAAAGAUUUUGUUGACAAAUACAAUGGAGCAGCUUGGGGCCAUCAGGGACCUACCUUGAUGACCCGGAUGUUGAAGAAAUGGUGCGGUACUGAUAAUCUCAAUAACGUCCUCAACAAAGAUUGCAAAGGGAUUGUGUUCUUGUCCAGCAACUGGUUCUACCCAGUUCCGUAUCCAAAUUGGGGAAGGUACUUUCAAAAAAAUAAAUGGAAUAAGAACAAUGAUACUAUCGAAAAUGAAUUCUCAAAGACCAAUGGAGUGCAUAUCUGGAAUUAUAUGAUUGGUCAUCGGAAAGUUGAAAUCAAAGGUAGUCGAUCGAUAAUAGAAUACUUCUUCAGUGAAUACUGUCCAAGCACCUAUAAAUCUAUUCCAUUACAGAAAGAAAAACCAGCAAAAAAAUAGUCACAUCAUCAAUGAACAUCCCAGUCAUACUGAUCCUCCAUGUUAAAGUGUACAAGGCAGGUCAGAACAGGAUGACUCUUGGACCAGUUUUGGUGGUUUUUCUUUCUGGGAUAUGUUAACCAGCAUUUUUACACUGAUUGUUAAUCAUUACAAAUGUCACUGCUAAGCAAAUCAAUCACUGUGGCUGAUAAAUGGAGUCUCACUUGGCCCCAUCUCAUUGUAUGUUCACUGGGAUCUUGCUGCUGUGUGCGAGACUGCUGAGUCAUGGUAAGGAUUGGGUUUCUGUUUUACUUGCUGCCUUGGGUGACAGGAGGAAAGAUGUAGAGGGAGAAAUGGGGUCUGGGAAAAGACAGAUGCUGUUUCCCUUUUGACCAUCAGACAUUUCUCCAACAAGCUGGAGAUUAAUCCAACCACUGGCCCAGGUCUCAUACUCCCUUUCCCUCUUAUCACCCAGCCUCUAGUUUCUGCCCAGAGGUAAUUCACGCUGUAAAGGAGCUGUCCUGUCUGAGCUGGACUCUGUACAUACAAGCCUGAAGGAUCUCAGGCGCACCCUCCUCCUCCCACCCCCCGCCAAUAAUUGUUCUGCUCCUCAUUAAUAAACCAGUCAGCAGUGGCCUGGGGGACUGCAAAACUUCUCAAUCCCAAAAUUGGAAUGUCAAAGCAAUCUCUCUGUCUGUCAGAAUUCCUGCCCAUCACUUUCCAGCAUCUGUAACAGAUUCUGCAGGUGUCAUGGGACACAGGAAAUGGGAAUCCAAUCUUCUGCAUCUCUGAACUCAGGGCUUAGUCUUCUCUUGAAUAAUACAUGGUGUUACUUUCUGCUCAGUAAGCACUGUGAUUACUUUAAUCGAAUCAGGGACAGUUAAACUUUGACCCUAAAUCAUUCUACUUUAAGAACUCAGGGACAUUCCUGCAAACCUGUCUCUUGAUGGAAUUCCACAACCAUUGUGUUCCUGAUCACUCCGUCUCUGUUUAUUGACUGUGACAGGGAUUUGUGGAAUGUGGGGUUUAAUGUUGGUGAUUCUGCCUGCAUGAACAAUAAGGUUAUACCUGACACUGAAAUUGGGAUCUGAAAGUCGCUUUGAUCUGAAAGAUUCAAAACGACACACAUAUUUCUGGAUCAGAGAUAGUAGGAACUGCAGAUGCUGGAGAAUCCGAGACAACAAGG